This is a messenger RNA of Lecanosticta acicola, 674 nucleotides long. The record is from the annotation of a GenBank genome assembly. Lineage: Eukaryota; Fungi; Ascomycota; Dothideomycetes; Mycosphaerellales; Mycosphaerellaceae.
AUGUCUCGUAUGAGCAACGGCGAAAUUGGCCAUGAUAGCAUCGAACCAUUUGCACUUCAUGCCGACAGUGAAGUGAUGUGGUCGGAGAACCUUCUAGAGAACGAUAUUGAUCUUUGGCCUGUUGAUGGCUUUGUGAUAGACGGUGCUUAGACAUUCACUCGUGCCCUUACCGCCGUGGUCGCUGACGUGCAGCAACAGACUCAUGCUGGCCAUCCGAAAACGAGUUUGUCCAGCAGGCCACCGCAAUACCACUCACGCCACCAUCGUCUGUUUUGCACGAUGACGGCACUCAAAACGAACUUUCCCUGGAGUUUUCCGAAACGCCAAAGGAUGUUGUCCGGAGGAGCACUCGACAGCGUCGGAACACGUCAAAGCCAGCACCGGAACGGAUAGAGAAGAGGAAGCAGCCUAGAGAGGUGGAGCGAAAGUACCGUCACAAGCUUCGUGACCACCUCUCUGAGCUGAAGCGCACAGUCCCAACCCUGCGAGCUGCAGCGCCAGGUGUGAAAGCAGGCCUUGAGCUUCCAGGGCUACCAGUGGCGGCGAACUCAAGGAAGCCUACCGUCCUGGCUAAAACGCUUGAGUAUAUUCGGUACUUGGAGAACGUGAACCGCGAACUGCUCGCUCAGGUGGAGCAGUGCGGGUGUGGCCAGAGACCUUGCAUGGUCAUGUGA